Messenger RNA from Tuber aestivum (summer truffle), 570 nucleotides. The record is from the annotation of a GenBank genome assembly. NCBI's taxonomy places the organism in Eukaryota, Fungi, Ascomycota, Pezizomycetes, Pezizales, Tuberaceae.
AUGAGCCUGAGGGUCGGCUCAGUAUCCCUCUCGCCCACCCACUCCGUCUCCAAAACACCCGUAACCUCCAUAACCCUCGUGCAAAACUACGGCGUAAGCGGUGACUCCCACGCCGGCGCCACAAUCCAACACCUGUACCGACAACGCAUCAACCUGUGAGCACCGAAUCUGUGCCAGGCGCACUUUAUAUCUUAGGAAUUCCUCUCGGCGCUCAGUCUCGACGGUCAGAACGUCGUCAAUCCCGGGGACGAAGUGGGAGAACGUAACGACCUCCGGCACCGGCAUUUUCGGAUUGGGCAGGGGUGAUCGAUCGAGAUUUGUUAGGGAUGGGGUGGAGGAGGAGGAGCGGAGCGGGAGGAGGAGGAGGGGGCGAUGAUGGUAGAGAUCACUGGGCUGAGGGAUCCGUGCCCACAGAUUGAAAAGCCCAGGAGGGGUUGCAGGAGAAGUGUGUUGUACGGCAGAAGGAGAAGUGACAGGAUUGUACAGAGGAAGGCUGGGAUUAUCGGGAUCGUUCUUGGUGGGAAGGUAGAUGUCGGUAUGAGAAUUUUAGUAGAGCCUGCCGAGGGGGGC